This is a messenger RNA of Vollenhovia emeryi, 2182 nucleotides long. It is a transcript of the gene Nagk, whose product is annotated as N-acetyl-D-glucosamine kinase. The transcript is spliced from 8 exons. The record is from RefSeq and is a predicted model, not a curated record. NCBI's taxonomy places the organism in Eukaryota, Metazoa, Arthropoda, Insecta, Hymenoptera, Formicidae. Gene Ontology annotation, molecular function: N-acetylglucosamine kinase activity. Bases 537 to 1862 code for a protein of 441 amino acids.
ACGACGGCGCGCGGCGGCCGGCAGUGACGGGGGACAGCGUCGCGCGGUGCGGUCGAUCGUGUUUCGUUUCCUCGGCAGGGAAAACCGAUCGGCAGCUUGCGUUUCACGCCGCCCGCACGCGCGCACAGCCGGGAGAGACCGCGCGCGCGCGCUCCGUUCCGGGACGACCUGGGCCUCCUCGCGGAGCACGUUUUCGACUUUUGGAAGAACACGAAAAGAUGCCCCCCACCGCUGGCACGCACGCCGGACGCUGAACUGCGCUCUCUCUUUCGCUCCCGGCCUGUAACUCGGCCCCGGUUCCUGGCGCCGUAGGAGAGCGGGAGUUCUCGUGUGACCUUGUGUCUACCUUGUCAGUUUAUCAACGUCGGAAAUAAUUGCCGCGUAUACGUGUGCGCGGAUAAGCAAAGUGCGCUCGUCAUAAACGCAGGCGUCGCGGUUCCCGCGCGAAAAAGACAGAGAGAGAGAGGUAAAAGGAGAAACCACCACCGAUUAACAGCACGGUCUGCAAUUCGCGCUUGGACUCGCCGUUCAAUAGCAUGCUGUGCAUGAUCAACGCCAUCCGCAGCUGCGGGGACCAAGAUCGUAAGAAGAAGGGCAAAAAGGCGAAGAAGAAGCAGGAGAAGAGGGCCGUGGAUGAGCAUCAGUUGCGCAGAGAUCUCAGGAAGCUGACGAAGAUGACGAAGUCCGCUGACCAGGCGCAGGAAGCUGCGAUGUCCACGCAGGUCGAACCGCAAUACUCCGAGGAUAUUAGGAUCGGCGGUGUAGAGGGAGGCGGCACGUACUCCACGCUCGUGAUACUCGACGGGAAGGGCACGAAGCUAACAGAAGUUGAAGGACCACACACCAAUCAUUGGUCAAUCGGGAUAGACGAGACGGCUGCCAGACUCAGCACGAUGAUCGAGAAGGGUAAACAGGCGCUAGGGAUGCCGGAAACUGUUCCUUUAGAUUGCGUAGGACUUACUUUAAGCGGUUGCGAGGAGGAAUCCACCAAUCGUCAGCUCGUGGAGACUUUGUUGGGGAAAUAUCCACAGUCCGCCAAGGACUACAUGAUUGGCUCGGAUACUCUUGGUAGCCUCAGGACCGGCUUGCAAUCCGGCGGGAUCGUGUUGAUUGCCGGAACCGGUAGCAAUGCGUUGCUGAUUAAUCCGGAUGGGAAGACUCACGGUUGCGGGGGAUGGGGAUACAUGAUUGGCGACGAGGGGGGAGCUUACUGGACCGCCCAUCGCGCCUGUAAAUAUGUAUUCGACGAUAUCGACGAUUUGGUGAAAGCACCGGAACCAAUAAGCUACAUCUGGCCGGCGAUGAGAAGUUACUUCAACGUGACCGAUCGGAACGGUAUAUUACCGCAUCUGUACGCGAAUUUCGAUAAAAGCACUAUCGCCGGCUUCACCAAGGAAAUCGCGAUCGGCUGCGAGAAAGACGAUCCGCUGUGCCUGAAACUCUUCGAGGAAGCUGGACAAGUGCUGGCGAAGCAUAUUAUCGCCGUCUCGAAGAAGGCUCAUAACGAUCUCAAACUGGCCCACGGCGGCUUGAAGGUGAUCUGCGUCGGAUCUGUUUGGAAAUCGUGGAAAUUCAUGAAGAAGGGUUUCGUGGACGAGAUUCAUGACACGCAUGUCGUGGAUGAGCUAAGUCUGAUGCAUCUGACAACGUCAUCGGCCUUAGGCGCCUGCUACCUGGCCGCGGAGAAGAUCAACUGUCCAUUCGUCAAGCCGUACGACAGCAACGUCGAGAUCUUUUUCCAUUACAAGCGCGACAAUUAUCCGGAGACGCGGAAGACGGAACAUUCGGUAGAAUUAAAAAAUCAUACGCCCGACUGCUGCAGCAGCGCUCACGUUCACGGAAACGGGGAAAGUACACGAUAAGAAAUAAAGUUUCGAAACACACAUGGCAGCGUUUUUUUAGUCGGCGUUGAAACUUUAUCUGGCGACACGUGGCGAAAGUAAUAGACGAAGAUUAUCUCGCAUGAUUAACAAAUUGGAAAGAUCCAAGUUCCUGAUUGGAGGCGAUUACGAAGCACACAUGUAGCUCUAUCUAAAUACAUAUCAUACAAAUCUGCGGAAAAUACCAAGAUUUCGCAUGUGUAAAAACUACAAAUUGUAAAUAUCGAUUGAACGUGUAUAUAUAAAUUUUCAUGAAACCAAAAGCAAUAUAAUAAAAUCUUGAGCACGCAUUGAUGGAAAGU